GGCCGCAAAGGUUUUAUUUUUUACAAAAAUUUUAGUUAAAUUUAAAAUUAAUUUGUCUAAAGUUACAUUAUAAUGUUAAGGAAUUUAAUUUCACGAACAUUUGUUCGUCAUAACCAAAGCAAGAAUCUACAAAAUUUUCCAGCAUACAGUCGUAAAAUCAACAGACAAGUACAUUGUGGAGUUUGCUUACAAAAUCCAAGACAAACAUCGAAGCCAAACACUGGUGCUUCCCCCGCAAUAGCCAGCAAAUAUCAAGUGAUAAAUGAAGAUAAUUCGCCUGUGAUCGAAAACACAGCUGAGGAAAUUCAUUUCGAAAAUUCAUAUCCAAUUUUAAGUGACGAAUAUGAUGGAAUUAAUCUAGAAAGAGGGCAAACUGGUGUAUUUGACAUAGAAGAUUUAGUUGAGCUUCUAAGGCGUGAGAACUCCAAGGAUAUAUUUGUAGCAACAGUGCCAACAGAGAUAAACUAUGUUGACUAUAUUUGUAUAGUAAGUGGAAGAAGUAAAAGACAUAUUCAGGCACUAGCUGAAUUUGUAAGAAAAGUGUAUAAGAAGAAAUGUUAUAAGAGUGAUCCAAUACCCAGACUAGAGGGAAAAGAUUGUAACGAAUGGAUAGCUUUAGACUUAGGAAACAUAGCAUUACAUAUUUUCUCAGAAAAGACAAGGCAAUUAUAUGAUUUGGAAACACUUUGGUCCGUUGGAGCUGAAUACGAUGACUUGACCAACAAAAAGAAUGAAAUUGACAUAUUUGAAGAUUACAGUUCUUUCUUAAAAGAUCUCAAACCACUGUCAUAGGAGG
Chilo suppressalis (striped riceborer) is the source of this 796-nucleotide messenger RNA. NCBI's taxonomy places the organism in Eukaryota, Metazoa, Arthropoda, Insecta, Lepidoptera, Crambidae. The record is from the annotation of a GenBank genome assembly.